GUCCAGUCGCAUUGCGGAGGUGGAAAAAAAAUUCCUCGUCCAUUUGGGCAUUUGAAUCGAAUAUCGAAUAUUCAAUUAAUUACCCCAAAAUCCAAAUGUUCGUGUGACCGACCGCCAACUCCAAGUAAUCUAGCGUUCCCUUGCCAUGCCAAAUAGAGUCGUGGCGCAAGAAAGCGACCCCCUGAGACACCCUCCGCACUAUCUGCACGAGCUGCCGCAAGAGGAUGAGGAACGGCUGGGCAAGCUGUUCAAUCUGUUGGACAAGAACGGGAACGGAAGGAUCGACAUUCACGACCUUUCUGCCACCCUCAAGAAGCACGGGCUGCUCCAUCACGGAUACGCUGAGAAAUUCCUUAAAAGCUCCAAGAGUCAGACUGGUGAUCUUUCAUUGGCUGAUUUUAUUUAUUAUGUCAGAGAGCACGAGAAAAACUUGAGACUGCAUUUUUCUCACCUAGACAAAAAUAAAGAUGGAAAAAUCGAUCUUGAUGAGCUCAUUCGAGCUUUUAGCGAUCUGGGAAUCCCUCUGGAGAGGGGUGAGGCGACGAAUCUCUUACAGAGAAUGGAUCAAGAUGGCAGUCUCAAUAUCAGCUAUGAUGAGUGGAGGGAUUUUCUGCUAUUGGCUCCAAGCACCAACAUCCAGGAUCUAAUCACCUACUGGAGACACUCCACGUACCUGGACAUUGGGGAGGAUAUGAACGUACCUGAUGACUUCACUCAAAAUGAGAUGCAAACUGGCAUGUGGUGGAGGCAUUUAGCCGCUGGCGGCAUUGCCGGAGCCGUCUCCAGGACUUGCACGGCCCCCCUAGACCGACUCAAAGUAUUUUUACAGGUGCAACCAUCGAAACAGAAAAUCAGAGACUGCUUCAAGUGCAUGGUGAAAGAAGGCGGAGUUUAUGGGCUGUGGCGAGGCAACGGCAUCAACGUGCUGAAAAUCGCGCCCGAAUCCGCCCUCAAGUUCGCCGCAUACGAGCAGAUCAAGAGGCUGAUCAAGGGUGAUUCUGAAGAGCCUCUUACUAUCUACCAAAGGUUUAUGGCGGGAGCUUUGGCAGGCGGUAUCAGCCAGAGCGCCAUCUAUCCCAUGGAGGUGCUGAAGACGCGACUGGCCUUGAGAAAGACCGGCCAAUACAAGAGCAUCGCCGAUGCCGCCUACAAGAUCUACGUGACCGAGGGACUGAUGAGCUUCUACAGGGGUUACAUUCCGAAUAUCUUAGGUAUUAUUCCGUACGCCGGCAUCGAUUUGGCCGUGUACGAAACGCUGAAAAAGAAAUAUUUCAUGACACACUCGAGCAACGAGCAGCCCACCUUCUGGACCCUGUUGGCGUGCGGCAGCGCUAGCAGCACCCUCGGCCAGAUGUGUUCCUAUCCGUUGGCCCUCAUCCGGACCAGACUGCAAGCCCAAGUCGCUCAUCCCGCCAUCGAUCCCACUUCUGCCACCAUGUCGGGCGUGUUUCGCACCAUCGUGGAAAAGGAGGGCGUGUUCGGCCUGUACAGGGGCAUCACGCCCAACUUCAUCAAGGUGAUGCCCGCGGUGAGCAUCAGCUACGUCGUCUACGAGUAUUCCAGCCGGUUGCUGGGCGUCAAUAUGACGUGAGGUGGCCGUGUGCCUAGCUAGGAGAAACACUGUGAAAGAAGAGAUUUUUUUGUUGAAUCGAAAUUAAUUUAUUUGUUGUUGCUCGCCCCGAAUGCGAGUGACUGAGCGCGCGCUGUGAACACGUGACACGGACAAGAGUUGUGUCGGACUUUUUUUUUCCCUUUCUUUUCAAAUGACUUGAGCAUGACAGAUUCGAGUGUACCUACCUCUAUUUACAAUUAUAAAUGAUGAGAAAUGUGUCCUUUGUUGGAAUGAAAUAAAUGGUAUCCAUUC
Phaedon cochleariae (mustard beetle) is the source of this 1864-nucleotide messenger RNA. NCBI's taxonomy places the organism in Eukaryota, Metazoa, Arthropoda, Insecta, Coleoptera, Chrysomelidae. The record is from the annotation of a GenBank genome assembly.